AUGGGUCCUGACGGGCUUGUCAACUUUGAUAGUUCUGAUGCGAGUGGCGUGUUGCAAGCUACGGGGCCGAUUUGGCUGGGACGACUUUUUUAUGCUUUUGGCAUUGGCGAGAGACAUCGCGCCGACCUGAUUCCACUAGGAGACUCCGUUGUUUCAAGGGUCAUCCUUCUGAACUGGGUAUCCGCGUCAUUUGGGACUUUGAGUCUUGGAUUCGCAAAGGCAUCUAUCGCAUCACUCCUGUUGGCUAUCCUGGGCCCGACAAACUGGUUCUGGCAUAAGUUGUACCUGGCGAGCGUUGGUGUUGGGCUUGCUCUUCUUGUUGCCGUGUCCUGCGCAAUCCUCAGCCUGGUCCAAUGCUCACCCCCUGCUGCCCUUUGGGACAAUACGAUUCAAGUAAAAUGUAUUGGAUCUAAUGUGAUGGCGGACUACGUGAUUUUUACGAGCUGGCUGCGAUUUGCUCCGCCGUAA
Messenger RNA from Penicillium verhagenii, 468 nucleotides. RefSeq lists its product as uncharacterized. The record is from RefSeq and is a predicted model, not a curated record. NCBI's taxonomy places the organism in Eukaryota, Fungi, Ascomycota, Eurotiomycetes, Eurotiales, Aspergillaceae. The coding region runs from base 1 to 468 and encodes 155 amino acids. The transcript has 3 exons.